AUGAAAUAGAUGAGAGAUCGCUCCUCUUCUGAAGAGUAUGAUAAAAUUUUUGAUGGCAAGAAGUAAUCUCCAGUUUAAGAUAAGAAGGGCAAGAAAUAGAGUUAUACAUUUGAGGAUGGAUAAUAUUUUUUUGAUGUAAAUUUUGUUCUUUUAGAAUAUUUAAAGCUUACAACUUAUAAAAAGAUUGCUAUAUCCAAAUUCAAAGGAAAUACAAUGAUUAGUUUACGUGAAUACUUCGAUAAAGAUGGAUAAAUGUUGCCAACUAAAAAGGGAAUUACAUUGUCAUUGGAUAAUUGGGAGAAAUUCAAAUAAUAUAUCGGGGAGAUUGAUGAAUGCAUAAAUAAAUUAAAAAAAUGA
Messenger RNA from Paramecium primaurelia, 357 nucleotides. The record is from the annotation of a GenBank genome assembly. Lineage: Eukaryota; Ciliophora; Oligohymenophorea; Peniculida; Parameciidae.